This is a messenger RNA of Xenopus tropicalis (tropical clawed frog), 3443 nucleotides long. It is a transcript of the gene cyth4, whose product is annotated as cytohesin 4. The coding region runs from base 518 to 1753 and encodes 411 amino acids. NCBI's taxonomy places the organism in Eukaryota, Metazoa, Chordata, Amphibia, Anura, Pipidae. The transcript has 13 exons. The record is from RefSeq and is a predicted model, not a curated record. Gene Ontology annotation, biological process: regulation of ARF protein signal transduction. Gene Ontology annotation, molecular function: guanyl-nucleotide exchange factor activity.
GAGCCGACAAAGGAAACAAACAACAAACAAUCUGAGGGGUGUCAGGAAAGUGUAACUAAGAACUGAUGAUUAUAUUUACUCUGUGGGUAGCAAGAGGCAGAUUUAUGAAGGACACAUGUCGGCAGAGGUCCGUAGGGACUUGACCAACACCAGAGCUUUAACUGUAACAAUAAGUUCUGAUAGAGACUGUGCUGAAUGGACUGAAGAGAAAAACACAGAUGGAUGAGACUUACUAGGGGCUAGGGGGAAACAACAAUACCAGAAUUGGCAAAGGAACAUUUGGGGUGAAAUAAGAAAUGAUCAGGAUCUGGAUGAAGAACGAGGCAUAACAGAAUAGUGACAGCAGCACUGAGCCCCAGAGUAGAACCAGAACCGAGACUGGUAGGAAGGAAACAGAGGAACAGUGAUCUAAGAGGAACUAUGUACAUAGAGACUGGCAGGAAGAGGGGACAAAAGAGAGCUGGGUGACAUAGCUAAGUUCCAGUUGUUAAGAAGCAAAGAAAGAACAAGACUUGUAAUGCUGGUGCAGGAAAGCAACAGAAUGGCCAAAAAAACUGAGAGAACUGGCACAGACGGGUGUUUAACAGACAAUCCACCAGGUCAAACAGAACAGCCCAACAUCAAAACAGAGUCUGUCAGAAGUGAGCUCUUGGAACAUAUUAAGGAACUGCAGAACGAGAUUACUGAUAUAGUGGCUGAUAUUGAUGAUUUUGAACGCUUGGUUAAUAGUCGUAAGACCCAGAGGGAGAAUGAAUUGCUCAGCGCUUGCAGAAAAUUCAACAUGGCUCCAGAAAAGGGUAUUCAAUUGCUGAUUGAGAAAAAAUUUGUGGAGAAGGAUCCCAGCCACAUCGCCAGCUUCCUGUUCCAUGGAGAGGGGCUCAGCAAAACAGCAAUAGGGGAGUACCUAGGAGAAAGGGAUGUGUUUAAUAUUCAGGUUCUCCAAGCUUUUGUAGAUUGCCACAGCUUCACUAAACUCAAUCUGGUGGAGGCUCUUAGGCAGUUCCUGGGUAGUUUCCGACUCCCAGGAGAAGCUCAAAAAAUUGAUCGGAUGAUGGAAUCGUUUUCAGCUCACUACUGUCAGUGUAACCCAGGAACUUUUCAGUCUACAGAUAGCUGCUACAUAGUGUCCUUCUCAUUAAUUAUCCUAAACACCAGCCUACAUAACCCAAGCAUUAAGGAGAGGCCCGACCUACAGCACUUCCUGUCUUUACACCGAGGGGUGCACCCAGGUGGGGAUCUGCCACCACAGCUACUUACUGAAAUGUACGAAAGUUUAAAGAAAGAAUCUUUCCAAAUCCCUGAAGAGGAGGAUGCCUGGGAGCUUGCCCAUGCGUUUCAUAAGCCACAGCGGGAAGGAUGGCUUCUUAAAACAGGCGGUCGUGUGAAAACGUGGAAGAAGAGAUGGUUCAUUCUGAAAGACAAUUGCCUGUACUACUUUGAAUGUAUCACGGACAAAGAACCUCUAGGAAUAAUUCCCCUGGAAAAUUUAUCAGUGGAAAUUGUGGAAGAUUCUAAGAAACCAAACUGCUUUGAUCUACAUGGGAAAGGACAGACAAUCAAAGCAUGCAAAACACAUGGGGAUGGGCGAAUGGUACAGGGGAAUCAUCAGUCAUAUCACCUUUCUGCACCCAGUCAAGAAGAGAGAGACACUUGGGUAGAAAGCCUCAGAUCCAGUAUUUCCUGGGAUCCAUUCUAUGAUACUGUCUCUGUUCGAAAAAAGAUAAGUGCAAUGAAAAAGUCUCAGAAGGAAUAAGAAGGCAACUGCCUGUCACACUGGAUAAUUAAUGACACUGUCCUUCUCGUCUGAAGUGUGGAUUUAUAGGAUUUCUGCAACAUAGAAGAUACAAAAAAUUAACUGAGAGACUGGUCAUGUCCUGAUGAGUAACAGUAACUUCAUCUAAUUGGACUCCUCCCCUUCGUGCUAAGGGAAGCAGCAUUUAUGUAAACAGGAAGUGUGCAAAUGUACUCAUGAAAUGACACUGUAGAUUGCACAUAUAGGAAUGCCGCCCUGAAGUACUAAACUGAGGACUUUCUACUCGCAAAGGGGAAAAGAACUAGUUAGAUAAGAACUAACUUAGAUAUUGGAUUAGUAUGAAUGCACCAUUAGAUCAGACUGAGGAGAGGCUACAAAGAGAACACUGGGGUUAUGCAGGUUCUAGCACAGAAAAAAGUAACAUAUGGGGUUAUGUAAUAAAACACACUGUUUGCCCAGGAGCAGCAACCAAUCAGCAGGUAGCAUUUACUGGGCACCUGUUUAAAAGCAAACAUCUUAUUGGUUGCUAUGGUUGCUUCUGGGCAAACUUUGUGCCAUUUAUUACAUGUGGGGGUUAGUUGAAACAACAGAACACUUCAUUUGAGUUUGAACAGUGACUCCAUAUUCAUCCCAGUUACUCAGUGCCAGGGUUAAGGGAGAGCAAUUGGGAAAUGGAAAGAUGCCACACUGAUAGGGCAGUGUUAGUUUUAGGAUAUAACAGAGAUGGUAUCUGUUUCCUUUCAGAAGCAGGCCUCUUGGUCAAAUGUGUACUUUGCUAAAAUUAUACGUUAUAUAUUUUGACUUUGUGUGCUGUAUAUAGAAUAUUUUAUUAUAGUCAAACAUGUGACUGGACCACCUUUAAUCCCAAUUGUGAGUGGUAAUCACUUCUAUAAGGAGAUAUGUGGUGGGCAGGGGCCAAUUUAAUUGUUUAUAGAUAAUCAAGCUGUCCUGUGUGCCAUUGCUUUCAAAAUCCCAUUAUUAGAUUUCAGAAAAGUAUUGGGCCUAACUGGGCUAUAGAAAGUAUGCCAAGACUUCACUUGUGCUAUCACUCAUAAAUUGUACACUGGUUCCCAAAAGAUUACUAGUAAUUCAUUUAGCAACAGACACCAGGGUUUAUGUGAUUGUUAGAGGUCUCUAUGUACAGAUUCAGCCAAAGAUAUGUUCACCCUUAUUCUUAGGGCACACUGCAUUUUCAGCAUAAACAUGUUGAUUGCACUCAAUUGGACUUGUGGACAUACAUGUACCCUAUGGAGUCUAUUAUCGGAUUUUUCACUGUUUCGCAAAUUUUCUUGUCGUUUCUUGACUUUUUGUGAAGUUUACACAGAAGCGAACCGGGACAGAUUUGCUCAUCACUAAUUGCAAGACAUCACAGGCCAUUUAGGAAGAUCCUGGGCAGAGGUGUGCCUGCACCUUGCACCUUGCAGCAGCAUUGGGAACAGGCCAGGCCUAUUGGGCCCUAUUGUGGCCACUGCUGGAUUUUGACUGUUUAUUUGUACUUUGUCUUCCAAAGUAAUGACCCCUACUGUCUUAUUACAGAGGAGUAGCAAAUCACACAAUAAUAAAGAAUUGUUCAUUUAAAGGCAAAGCAAGAAAAGUUUUUUGUUUUCAGAGCACUCUGGUUAACAGGUUUCUGGACAAUUAAACAAACUUAAGUUGAAUUGGUAAUUUAAUAAAUCAGUGCCUAACUUUC